Molecule: messenger RNA, 3264 nt
Organism: Cololabis saira (Pacific saury)
Lineage: Eukaryota; Metazoa; Chordata; Actinopteri; Beloniformes; Belonidae
Gene: slc36a1
Product: solute carrier family 36 member 1
Exons: 12
Coding region: 274-1719 (481 amino acids)
Biological process (GO): L-alanine transport; proline transmembrane transport; glycine transport
Cellular component (GO): vacuolar membrane
Molecular function (GO): L-alanine transmembrane transporter activity; L-proline transmembrane transporter activity; glycine transmembrane transporter activity
Source: RefSeq, a predicted model, not a curated record
ACGUGACCGCCGCCGCCUGAGAGCGACUGCAGAGUCUCUCGUUUUUAGUCUCUCACAAUCUGCGCCGUAUCAUCCGCGAAAUGACCGCGAUAGGAAAAUAAAAACCAGGGUUUGCGGCCGCGGUCAGACGGGAAAAAGCCGACCCGAGAGGAGGACAGAGACGCCGCUGCAGUUGGAAGCCGUCGAUGCCAGACUCCGGGUUUUCCCAGCAUCAGGAUCUGUGAAGCUGGGAGAGACGACAGCCAGCCGCCCACAAAAACCACCUGACCCACCAUGAUGGCCUCCAGCGACGUGGACGUCAGAGCUGAUGGUUCGUUGUUCUCAGACCAAAACCCGUCAGAAAUGGAUGCUCUGUGCCCGUCGCCCCCCGGACCGUCCAGACCCCAGCGGAACUACGAGAGGAUCGGCGGCAGGUCGGGAACCUCGUUUUGCCAGACUUUGAUCCACCUGCUGAAAGGGAACAUUGGUACUGGCCUUCUGGGGCUGCCGCUGGCUGUCAAGAACGCAGGACUGGUGCUGGGACCGCUCAGUCUUCUGGUGAUGGGCGUCAUCGCCGUCCACUGCAUGAGGGUGCUGGUGAAAUGCUCCCACCACCUCAGUGCCAAAAUGAACCGGCCCUCUAUGACGUACGGGGAGGUGAUGCAGUACGGGAUGGAGAACGUGUCCUGGCUGAGGCGACACUCGGCCUGGGGAAGACGGAUAGUGAACUUGUUUCUCAUCAUCACCCAGCUGGGCUUCUGUUGUGUCUACUUCGUCUUCCUGAGCGACAACGUCAAGCAGGUAGUGGAGGCGGCCAACGCCACCACCUUCAGCUGCCAGAUCAACCACACCAACCAGACCCAGGUCCUGGUGCCGAGCUUCGACUCCCGCAUCUACAUGCUCUUCUUCCUGCCGUUCUUCAUCCUGCUGGUGUUCACGCCCAACCUGAAGUACCUGGCUCCGCUCUCGCUGGUGGCCAACCUGGUGAUGACGGCCAGCCUGGUCCUCAUCUACAUCUACUCCCUCACGAACAUCCCCAUCCCCAUCAACCUGCCGAAGGUCGGCAGGAUUAAAGACUACCCGCUGUUCUUUGGGACGGCCAUCUUUGCCUUCGAAGGGAUCGGAGUGGUUCUUCCCCUGGAAAAUAAAAUGCAGCGGCCUCAGACGUUCUCCCUCGUUCUCUACGUGGGGAUGAGCAUCGUCACCUUCCUCUACAUCAGCCUCGGUACGAUAGGUUACAUGUGCUUCGGGGAGCACAUAGGAGGCAGCAUCACCCUCAACCUGCCAAACUGCUGGACGUACCAGGCCGUGAAGCUGCUCUACUGCUUCGGUAUCUUCAUCACCUUCGCCCUGCAGUUCUACGUCCCUGCGGAGAUCCUCAUCCCGCCCGUGGUGGCCCGCGUGUCGGAGAGGUGGGAGAUGCCCGUGGACCUGCUGCUGCGGACGGUGCUGGUUAUCUUCACCUGCGGCCUGGCCAUCCUGGUGCCGGAGCUGGACCUGGUCAUCUCCCUGGUGGGCUCGGUCAGCAGCAGUUUCCUGGCGCUCAUCUUCCCGCCCAUCCUGCAGCUCCUGGCGUUCCACACGGAGGGCCUGUCGCCGCUGGUGACGCUCAAGAACUCGUGCAUCAGCCUGGUGGGGCUGAUCGGCUUCCUGACGGGAACCUACGUCGCCAUCGAGCAGAUCAUCGCCCGCAACGCCACCAAACACGAAGAGACGUUCUCCACGUACAUGGUGCAGUGACGGAGCCCAGAGACUGUCCAGCAGGGGGGGAGGGAGCGACCCACUCCGGCCAUCGUAAACUACUUUAGGGCACAUUUUCUUUUUUACUUUUACUCCUCUGAUUUGCUGCUGUCGGACACGGAUGGUAACUUUUUACAUGUAACUUGUUUUUUCCUCUUGUGUCCAGUCGUGUCUGACAGUCGUGGUUAAAUCCAGAACAACAGAUUUAGUGCAAUCCAACAGUAUCUCUAAAAUAGUAAAGGCUUCGCAGUCGCUUCGCCUUCAACAGAUUUCAAAUAUAAGAGGGGCUUUUUCGAGCUAAUUUAUCGUUUUAACAGACCGGACACGUUCAAGUGUUGGAUGCUUCAGUCAGAAAAUCAAACUACCUCAUUUACUGGUAUGAGUUUGAACAUCCAGAGCUGUUUCUGACAUUGUGUGGAUCCUUUGACCCUCGUCCCGAAACAGCUUCGUUGCAGUUUUACAGCCGCCCACCUUCUCUUUCAGAAAACCACAAAAAGGAAAAAAAAAAAAAAAAAAAGUGUUGCACUUUGAUUUAUGCCUUAUUCGGUGAAACUGUGCACUACUUUAGUAUUUUUAGGUGACACAUUUCACAAACUUUAGAUCUACUAAUUAAGGAACAAGUAAAAUCUCAAUUAUGAACCGUUUUGGUUUGGGUAAGACUUGUGCUGCUUCAGUUUCUCUUGUCAAAUCAGUUCCUUAUGUUCACUCUUCGACCCGAGCUCAUGUAAAUAUUUAAGAUAUGAGGCCGUUAGGAUGUAAUUAGGAUGUAAUUACAGCAAUCGUGUCUCAUUGUUUAGUUUUUUUUACGGCAAACGAACCUCGGUUGCUUGAGUCCGCGUGUACUUCCGCUUGCGGCCACUAGGUGGCAGAGCUGCAGAAUGCAGACCCAUUUUUUCGUACCAGUGAUCAAAAUGAACAAACGUUUUAUUCAAACCGACCUGCAAAUGAGAUUGAUAUUUGUCCGCCGCCUCAGCGUCCGUGGGACCAGAGAAGAGUCUACGUACAUAAUUUCUGGCGUCAGGCUCUGAAGUUUCCGUCCCGUAAACGUCUGGGGCUCCAACAUUCGGUUAACGUUAUAAGUUAUGUUGAUUAUCAAAAUUCGUUGUCACAGACUUCUUAGUUUGUGCAUAAGUCUCUAUAGCUCGUAGGAAAGCAUAAACUGGUCGUAAUGCCGUACAGGAAGUGCAGGGGGCGGUACACAAGCGUGGGAAUGGCGCUGAAGGAACUGAGAAAAGUUUCCGCCGACGGUUUCAGUCUCACGUCCGUAUCUUCCACCAUCUUUACGCUCAUGAACCGCUGCUUGUGUAAAAGCCGCUGUCAGCAUUACUGGGCAGUUUUCCAGCGAGACACAUGGACGACACGUCGGAAAUAAUCGAUGAUUAACUAAAACUAAUCACAAAUAAUAGAUCAUUGUUAGUCGAUGUCCUUAUUCACUGAUGUGACAGAUAGAAAGUGCAGAAUCUACCGUGACAGUAACCGGCUUGUAGCACCCUAUAAUGUAAUAAUUUCACCCUAUAAUGUAAUAAUUUCACCCUAUAAUGUAAU